Messenger RNA from Cladocopium goreaui, 786 nucleotides. NCBI's taxonomy places the organism in Eukaryota, Dinophyceae, Suessiales, Symbiodiniaceae. The record is from the annotation of a GenBank genome assembly.
AUGUCCUGGCUCGCAGAGCACACAAUCAGAGAUGGCUCGGCCGUGGCAGAGGCACUGGACGGUCGCCAGAUGGGGCCAAAGCCCGUGCCUGAAAUCCUGGCGGGGCUCUAUCGCAGCUCCUUAGAAGCGCCUGAAGCUUUUCAAGCUGAAUACGAGGCCUCAACGAACAGAGUGCUGUCAAUCCUUCAAAGUUUCCAGUUUCAAGAGGUUGACCUUCAGUUGGACGACCGCAAUGCACUGCACUACGCUGCGGGCUGCGGCUGCUUAGAAGUCUGUGAGGCGUUGUUGCGACAUCCACAGCUGAACUUCCAGGAGGACCGUCACGGACACACCCCGUUGCUCUGGGCGGUGCGGCAUGGCAUGGCCGGGGCGAUGCAACUCUUAUUGAGGCACGGCGCUGUGCCUUGGCAUUCAGACCAUCGUGGAUUAACGGCUCUGCACUGGGCCUGUGCCCUGGGCUUUGGGAGGCUUUGCAAGUUGCUCCUGAUGGUGCCGCUGAAUGCGGAGGCGAUGAAAGAUCAGCGUUGCCAACGUGGCUGGACUCCAUUGCACUCUGCCGCUUACAGCGGCUCAGCGGCCUGCUGCGAACACCUCCUGAGCGCGGGCGCGGACGAGACGCUGCGGACGCCGCGGGACUGGACGGCUUUGCACCUGGCGGCCCUGCAGGGACAGGUCGAGGCCAUCAAGGUCCUUGCCUCCCAUUGCUCAACAGAGGCUGCGAAGAUGGGUGAUGGUGAUGGUGCCUUUCUUAUCCUUGAAAUGCUUAUAAUGUGGUUACAACAAUAA